GAACACCCUGUAGACUUUAUACUACAGAGUGUUACUAUAGUGACCAUUAUCAUAACAUUUGAACACACAUUUCAUAAAUUUAAAAGUGUUAUGAUACUCUAUUUCAUUUUUAUUUAAUCCAAAUAAUUUCUAUAAUUUUUAUUUAAAAUCUAUAUUAUUAAUUCAAUAUAAGUUUUUUCUUUUAUCUUGUCACAAUAAAAUUUGUGUUGAAAAUACAUUUUAUUACGUUAAUUACUUAUUUAUAACUAUUGUUAUGUUUAAAUCAUAUAAAGUAAUUAAAUAAUGAAACAUUCUGAAUUUACAGUAUAUGCCUGUAAAGAAAUAUUUGACGGAAACAGUUAUCCUACGAAAAGUGAAAUUGAAGAGCAAGCGAUUAAACUUGGAAUAGAUCCUGUAAAAGAUAAUCAUUUAUUAAACAUUGCGAAACAGUGUUUACUUGAACCAUUGCCCAUUGAUUGGAUUCCCUGUUAUAUUGAAAAGACUGAAAAAUAUUUUUACUAUAAUAAAUUCAGUAAAGUAUCUCAAUGGGAACAUCCGUUAGAUGAGUUAUACAGAAAAAUUGUGAAAAAAAAACAUUUAAAAGAUUUAGCCGUCGAAUUAGACGAACCUUCUAAUCAAGCUUCAAACAUUGAUUCUUAUGUCAUGAUUAAUUCAAAAAAUUUAUAUUCUUUUAACUCAGAUAAAAAACCAGUACCAGAAAAACGAUCAGUACGUUUUAAAACACCAAUUGAAGAAUCAUUAGAAUUCAGCAAUACUGAAGAUAACAUGAAAUUUUUAGGUCCAAUUAAAUUAAAUAAACCAUAUAAUACAUCAACAUCAGUUUCUCAAAAUUUACCACUCUUCCCUAUUAAUACUAUUAUGGAUUCAAGAACAAAUGGCAGUCGUACAGCAUUGUCGAAAUAUAGUGUCUUAUUAAAUAAAAAUAUAAUGAAAGAAAAUGAUAUUAAAGAACACGAUGAUAAGUUGAUGAACAAAAUUUCACUUUUUCGAAAAGAAAACUCAAAGAAAAUUAAUAUUACCUUGACGGAAUCUAUUAAUCAAUCAGAUAGCAGCACUUCUGAACUUGACACAGAAGAUUUAAAUGAUGAAUCAUCUGAUGAAAUAAUAAAACGCAGCACAAAAAUUAAAGAUUAUCAUUCUUCUGAAAAUUAUAAUAAUAAUCAAAAAAAGGACAUUCAAGCGGAAUCAAGUCAUAUGGAUUUCUUGAAAUACGAUUCGGAAAAUAUUGAAAACAACUCAGUAAACUUGGGUGAAAAUGUUCAAUCUUCAGAAAAUACUGAAAAAUUAGCUGUAACCGAGUCAAUUGUAGCCAAUAUAGCUAAAAAGUUUCCUUUAACUAAACCAUUUAAUAAGACGCCUGAUACCGAUAGCUCUAAAACUUUUGACUCUGCGUGUGACAUAAAUACAUUUGAAAUAAAAGAAAUAUCUUCAAAUAAGAUUAGUGAAACAGAAGAUAAAUUUGUUGAAAAAAAGAAAAAUAGUGAUAAACUUCAUAUAGAAGCAAUGGUGGUUAAUCAAUGUUCUAUUAUUAAAAAUGAAUUAGAAGAUGUCAUUCAAAAUAAAGAAAGUUUAAUCAGAAACGAACUUAUAAAAAAAAUUGACGACUUGGUUUACCUCACAAAUAAAAACAGUGAAACAAUGGAAAAACGAAUCAAUAAGCUUUUUGAAGAGUACCAUACAAAAAAGAAUGUAGAACUUAUUGAUACAGUACAAAAUCUGCAAAAUAAAUUAGAAAAAAAUAUGGCCUAUGCAAAGGAUAAACAUGACAUGCAAUGUUCUUUAGAUAAUCAAAAGAUCUAUAAUGAUAUUUCCGAUAAAAUAAACAAAGAACUAGAAAACAAAUUUAAAGAGUUAAAAAAUCAAAUUGUAUCUGAUACCAACGAAGCAUCUAAAUUAUGUAGUUUAGAAGAAAUUGAUAAAAAAUCAAUUACAGUUAUUAAUGAUUGGGAUCAAUCAUUAGAAACUUUAAUAUCUGUUAAAACUAGCGAUUUGAAAAAUAAUUUAGAUAAAAAAUUAGAAGAUACUAAGUGUCUUAUUGAAAUAGAGACAAAUAAAUGUGUUUUAAAUUAUAAAGAAAGACUAGAAACUAUUUCUGAAGAUAAACUUAAGAGUGCUGCUGAAGAGUUAAAUUCAGUCUUACGAGAAGAACUGAUUCAAAUUAAAAAAAGGACUAAAGAGGAAAACUUAAAGAUAAUUGAUAAAAGAGAUAGCAAUAAUCAUGAAAAAUUAUAUCCUAAACAACUUCCCAAUGAAGAUCCAAAUAAUCUGAAUAAUUUAGAUGUUAAUAAUUUAAAUUAUCGAAAUAUUAAACAGAAAAUUUGGAAAUGUUUAAACGAGUUAAAUGACGUUUUACAGGCUUUAAAUAGUAGCCACAUCUCCGAUUUUGCAUCACCAAAUGACAAUGGUAUAAAUAAAUCGAGUAUAUGUACAAACAAAUGUUCAGUUUCUAGCCAAACUGAUUUAGAAUAUCAACAGAAUACGGUUAAUUAUUUUACACAACCAAUAUCAACCCAGUUUUCUUCAUGGAGAAAUAGUUUUAGAGAUUCUGAUACAAAGUAUACACAAUAUUGGAAUCAAGCUAAAAAUUAUCAAGAUAUAUUAAGUAAUUAUAUGUUAAAUAACGUAUAUACUGCAAAUCCAUUAGAAAAUUUAAAUCAAGAAGAAUAUAAAAUUAAAGUUGCUGAAAAUAAUCUUAGCAAUUUAAUUGAUGCAUUACAAAAUACAUACUAUAAUAAUAAUUCUCCAAUCACUUUAAAUAAUGAUUUGAAUUACUGGAGAAAUUCAUUUAAUACAAAUAAUGGAGAGUUAAAAACUAAUCAGAUAGCUUAUAAUCAAACAAAAAACUUGAAAGAAUGGCUCUACAAAUUUGAUAUCAGAAAUAAAAAGUUUUACUAAUUUUUUUUAUUUCAAUUAUAUUUUAAUGAAUAGUUUAUUUAUUUAUUAGUAAAUCUAAAGAAUGGAUUUAUAUAUUUUAUUAUACGCAUUUUAAAAAGAGCCAAGUUUAUGCAAUUUUUUA
Molecule: messenger RNA, 3016 nt
Organism: Daktulosphaira vitifoliae (grape phylloxera)
Lineage: Eukaryota; Metazoa; Arthropoda; Insecta; Hemiptera; Phylloxeridae
Gene: Cep164
Exons: 15
Coding region: 283-2895 (870 amino acids)
Molecular function (GO): protein binding
Source: RefSeq, a predicted model, not a curated record